AAGCUUUUAGGACUAUCUGCGGGCGCGCUCUUAAUCAAGGGGACCUUCAGCAUUUUUUUCUAAAAAAAUAGAGAGAGAGAGAGAGAGAGAACGGAUCCACCCCUUCAACCAAUAAAGAUAAUUUCUCAAAUACUCGGUCCAAGCAGCAUUCUGAGCCGAAAAGUAAAACCAAAAAUCAGUCUCACUCCCCGGCGAUGCAGGCGCGUUACCCAGUGUCAGACCCCAAUGCUCUGGGAGUCGUGCCUUACCUCAGCGAUCAAAACUAUUAUCGAGCCGCCGGCACUUACGGCAGCAUGCCCACCCCGAUGACUAUGUACCCGGGCCACGAGCAGUACGCAACAGGCAUGGCGAGAUCGUAUGGACCCUAUCACCAUCACCAGCAGCCGGUACCUAAAGACCUAGUCAAGCCUCCUUACAGCUACAUCGCCCUGAUCACCAUGGCCAUCCAAAACGCGCCUGAUAAGAAAAUUACUCUCAAUGGGAUCUAUCAGUUUAUCAUGGACCGCUUUCCAUUCUACCGCGAGAAUAAACAGGGCUGGCAGAACAGCAUCCGCCACAACUUGUCCCUGAACGAGUGCUUCGUCAAGGUGCCCCGUGACGACAAAAAGCCGGGUAAGGGCAGCUACUGGACGCUGGACCCGGACUCGUACAACAUGUUCGAGAACGGCAGCUUCUUGCGGAGGAGGCGGAGGUUCAAGAAGAAAGACGCGGUCAGGGACAAGGAGGAACGCGACCGGCAGCAGAAGGAGGCGAAAGGGGGUCAGCACGUCGCCUCGCAGACCGACACCUGCCCCGAGAAGAAGGUGGUGGUCAAGAACGAAGCGGGCUCGCCCUGUAUGCCUGUCAUCACCAAGGUCGAGAGCUUGGAGAGCCCGGACAAUGGCAGCUUGAUCCAGGACAGCCCAAGGAGCGUGGCCUCCACGCCGUCCGUGUCUACAGAGAACUCCAUCCCGGAUCACAACACAACCAACAGCAACCUCUCCGGCUUCAGCGUGGAAAAUAUCAUGACAUUGAGGACAUCUCCUCCAGGGGACCUCAGCCCCGUGGCUGUGAGCUCCAGCAGGACUGGUAUGGGCUCCUCACUGCCGGUGAACUACCCUCCAACGCAGCAAGCCGUGUACAGCCCAGGAUGCACCCACAAUAUGGACUCCAGUGGAAGUUACCAUUGCAGUAUGAGAACCAUGAGCCUGUACGCGGGGGACAGGAGCAGCCACAUGCUGGUACCAACCAGCCUGGAGGAUGCUAUCUCAGACCACUCCGGCAGCUCCUCCCUGAACGCCAUGAAUCUGAGCACAGCGCCGGAAGGUGUCCUCAGCCCGAGUCACCCUCAGCAGGCGGGGGCGCCGGCGGGACAAGCCGCUUCCUGGUACCUCAACCACGGAGCAGAUCUCAACCACCUCCCGGGCCACACGUUCGCCAGCCAGCAGCAGACUUUCCCCAAUGUACGGGAGAUGUUUAACUCCCACCGACUCGGCAUUGAGAGCUCAGCACUCAAUGACCAUCAGGUUGACUAAAACCCAUGAAUGUAACUGAGAACAAGUCUACAGCAGACAUGUCAAGGAUCUGAGGCGACUAUGUGAACUCUACGUAAUGUCUGAGCCCAUAAUUUACAGGACAAUG
Stegostoma tigrinum is the source of this 1620-nucleotide messenger RNA. Its product is annotated as forkhead box protein C2-like. The record is from RefSeq and is a predicted model, not a curated record. Gene Ontology annotation, molecular function: DNA-binding transcription factor activity, RNA polymerase II-specific; RNA polymerase II cis-regulatory region sequence-specific DNA binding. NCBI's taxonomy places the organism in Eukaryota, Metazoa, Chordata, Chondrichthyes, Orectolobiformes, Stegostomatidae. Bases 195 to 1514 code for a protein of 439 amino acids. The transcript is spliced from 2 exons. Gene Ontology annotation, biological process: anatomical structure morphogenesis; regulation of transcription by RNA polymerase II; cell differentiation.